AUGAAUCUUGUGAUCAUCAAGUUUCUCCUUUUCUUCUUUUUAUUUCAUUCUUCAAUUAUCACUUCAGCUGUUUCAAACUGCCCAAAAUCAUUCGAAUGUGGAUCGCUUGGUUCUCUCCAAUUCCCACUCUCGAAUUCUACAGGAUGCGGAUUAUUCACCGUUGAUGACUGCGAUUCCGAUAAUCCAACGGUCCAGCUAGAACCUGGCGGUCAAGUGUUUAAUAUUUCGCGCAACAUAUCGACAAAUAGUUUCUUAAUUAAGGAUCAUACGCUUCAGGUGCAGUUGGAUAACAUGAGCUGUUUUGCAUUCAGAAAUGUGAGCCUACCUAAAUCUCCUUCCAUCUCGUUUUCUGUGUCGUCCAAUCUCACCAUGUUCGCGUGCGUCAACCCAAACUACAUCCAUGACGGAGAAAUUUUCCCCGAAAACCAUCGUAGUUAUGAUUGUACCUUGUUCAUUGUUUACUAUGGUUUUCCGACGGCAGAAGUUUCCCCUGUGCCUUCGGAUUGUCAAGUGAUUCAACUACCCGUAAAGCCGAAUUAUGAUCAAUCUUCGCUGGAAAACGUGUUCGGUUUGUUAACGAGUGAGUAUAUUCUAGAGUGGAAUGUUUCGGAAAAUUGUAGUGAAUGCCACCGAGGAGGUGGGCAGUGUCUUACAAACAACAUCGGUGAAUUCGAAUGCAAAAGCGGUAACAUUAUUUUCAUUUAUGUCAUUAAAACAUUUUAUAUAGUCUAUAUAUUUACGGGGAGUUUCUUUAGGGCUGGUUCAGUUAGUGAUAUAAGGUUCUACCGACUAAAUAGUAGGGGCUAA
Molecule: messenger RNA, 807 nt
Organism: Erythranthe guttata (spotted monkey flower)
Lineage: Eukaryota; Viridiplantae; Streptophyta; Magnoliopsida; Lamiales; Phrymaceae
Source: RefSeq, a predicted model, not a curated record